Messenger RNA from Staurois parvus, 333 nucleotides. The record is from the annotation of a GenBank genome assembly. Lineage: Eukaryota; Metazoa; Chordata; Amphibia; Anura; Ranidae.
UUGCAGACAAACCUUCCAAUUUUUAAGCUGAAAGAGUCUAGUGUCCGCAGAAGAUACAGUGACUUUGAAUGGCUAAGGAGUGAGCUUGAAAGAGAAAGCAAGGUCGUUGUGCCCCCCUUACCUGGAAAAGCUCUUUUUAGACAGCUUCCUUUCAGAGGAGAUGAAGGCAUCUUUGAUGACUCUUUCAUAGAGGAAAGAAAGCAAGGGCUUGAACAAUUUAUAAACAAAGUUGCUGGACACCCUUUGGCACAGAAUGAACGAUGCCUUCACAUGUUUCUUCAAGAUGAACAUAUAGAUAAGAACUACACACCAUCUAAAAUAAGACAUGCUUAG